AUGAGUCAGCCACCGACGGGGGGCGCUGCCCCUGCCACAGCUACAGCUUCUGCCGCCACCUCUGCCACUGAGGCUCGCCUGCACCCAGAGGGCAGCAGCAGAAAGCAGCAGCGUGCACAAUCACCUGCUAGACUAAGGGACAAUUCGGUCCGGCAGACAACUACGACCACCCGGUCCCCCGUGGGGACCGGCACUAAACUCAAUUCUGUUCGACUGCAGCAGCUGCAGCAGCAGCAAGGCAACAAGACCGGGAGCCGCUCGGUGCCUCCGGCCAGCGCCCGCGGAGGCGGAGGCGGGGCGGAGAAGGCUGCGCCCCUGGCGCCCAAAGGGGCCGUGCCGGGAGCUGUCCAUCUCGCGGCUGGUGCUGAAGCGGCCCCCGCGGCGACCCUGGCCCCGGUGGGUGGUAGGAGGCCUGGCCCGACGGAGGAGCCUCCCCGGGAGCUAGAGCCCGUGUCCGCUAAACUCGGGGAACCCCCUCCGCUAGGGGAAGGAGGAGGAGGGGGUGGGGAAGGAGGAGGAGCCGGCAGCGGCUCCGGGGAAAGGGAGGGGGGCGCUCCGCAGCCGCCGCCGCCGCCGCCCAGGGGCUGGCGAGGGAAAGGCGUACGAGCUCAGCAGAGGGGCGGCAGCGGCGGGGAGGGGGCCUCCCCUUCACCAUCCUCCUCUGCGGGCAAAACCCUAGGCCCCGGCAGCAGAAACUCCGGAAGCGGUGUUGUGGGGGGUGGCAGCGGUGGCGGAGGGAGCUACUGGAAGGAAGGAUGUCUGCAGUCUGAGCUCAUCCAGUUCCACCUCAAGAAAGAGCGGGCGGCAGCGGCGGCAGCCGCGGCUCAGAUGCACACUAAGAACGGCGGCAGCAGCACCCGCAGCUCCCCGGUCUCUGGCGCCCCUGCCAUUUGCGAGCCUCUUGCAGUCCCUUCCGUCUCCCCAAUGGCGGCGGCAGCGGAGGGCCCCCAGCAGAGCGCAGAGGGCAGCGCAACUGGAGGGGGCAUGCAGGCGGCGGCGCCUCCUUCGUCGCAGCCGCACCCGCAGCAGCUCCAGGAGCAGGAAGAAAUGCAAGAGGAAAUGGAGAAGCUCCGAGAGGAAAACGAGACUCUCAAGAACGAGAUUGAUGAGCUGAGGACCGAGAUGGACGAGAUGAGGGACACUUUCUUCGAGGAGGAUGCCUGUCAACUGCAGGAAAUGCGCCACGAGUUGGAGAGAGCCAACAAAAACUGCCGGAUCCUGCAGUACCGCCUCCGCAAAGCCGAGCGCAAAAGACUCCGCUACGCACAGACAGGGGAAAUCGACGGGGAGCUGUUGCGCAGCCUGGAGCAGGACCUCAAGGUUGCAAAGGAUGUAUCUGUGAGACUUCAUCAUGAAUUGGAAAAUGUAGAAGAAAAGCGAACCACAACAGAAGAUGAAAACGAAAAACUGAGGCAACAGCUUAUAGAAGUUGAGAUUGCAAAACAAGCUUUACAGAAUGAACUGGAAAAAAUGAAGGAGCUAUCCUUAAAAAGAAGAGGAAGCAAAGAUUUGCCAAAAUCCGAAAAAAAGACUCAACAGACUCCCACAGAGGAGGACAAUGAAGAUCUAAAAUGCCAGCUGCAGUUCGUGAAGGAAGAAGCCGCUUUGAUGAGAAAGAAGAUGGCCAAGAUUGAUAAAGAAAAGGACAGAUUCGAACACGAGCUUCAGAAGUACAGAUCCUUUUAUGGGGAUCUGGACAGUCCUCUGCCCAAAGGAGAAGCGGGGGGCCCUCCCAGCACCAGGGAGGCUGAACUCAAGCUGCGGCUGCGACUGGUGGAGGAAGAAGCCAACAUCCUGGGCAGGAAAAUCGUCGAACUGGAGGUGGAGAACAGAGGCCUGAAGGCCGAACUGGACGACCUGAGGGGGGACGACUUCAACGGCUCGGCCAACCCCCUCAUGAGGGAGCAGAGCGAAUCCCUGUCGGAGCUGCGGCAGCACCUGCAGCUGGUGGAAGACGAGACGGAGCUGCUGCGGCGGAACGUGGCCGACCUGGAGGAGCAGAACAAGCGCAUCACGGCGGAGCUCAACAAGUACAAGUACAAGUCCGGCGGCCACGAGAGCGUGCGGCACCACGACAGCGCCAAGACCGAGGCUCUGCAGGAGGAGCUGAAGGCGGCACGCCUGCAGAUCAACGAGCUCAGCGGCAAGGUCAUGCAGCUGCAGUACGAGAACCGCGUGCUUAUGUCCAACAUGCAGCGCUACGACUUGGCCUCGCACCUGGGCAUCCGCGGCAGCCCCCGCGACAGCGACGCCGAGAGCGACGCGGGCAAGAAGGAGAGCGACGACGACUCGCGGCCGCCGCACCGCAAGCGCGAAGGGCCCAUCGGCGGCGAGAGCGACUCGGAGGAGGUGCGCAACAUCCGCUGCCUGACGCCCACCCGCUCCUUCUACCCGGCGCCCGGGCCCUGGCCCAAGAGCUUCUCCGACCGGCAGCAGAUGAAGGACAUCCGCUCGGAGGCCGAGCGCCUGGGCAAGACCAUCGACCGGCUCAUCGCCGACACCAGCACCAUCAUCACCGAGGCCCGCAUCUACGUGGCCAACGGGGACCUGUUCGGACUGAUGGAUGAGGAGGACGACGGCAGCCGCAUCCGCGAGCACGAGCUGCUCUACCGCAUCAACGCGCAGAUGAAAGCCUUCCGCAAGGAGCUGCAGACCUUCAUCGACCGCCUGGAGGUGCCCAAGUCUGCGGAAGACCGCGGCGCCGAGGAGCCCAUAUCCGUGAGUCAGAUGUUCCAGCCUAUCAUUUUACUUAUUCUCAUUCUUGUAUUAUUUUCAUCACUUUCUUACACAACAAUAUUUAAACUUGUCUUCCUUUUUACACUGUUUUUUGUACUGUAAAUCUUUCAUCAUUUACCAUUCAUUGUAGUAUUUUCAGUUUGUUUAUUUUGUUCACCCUUCAAGACAAGAAGUAAAAGAAGUAUAAUUUCUGUAGUAAUCAAUGCUAUAAAAACACUGAAGACUGCUUAUUUCUUUAAAAAGACACCUCUUACCACUACCAAAUUCAAUAAGAAGCCCAAGCAUUAAAGUAUUUCAGGCUUUAUUUUAAAGGCAAGUGGGACUGCUUCAAAUAAAACAACUCCAAGCUUCCAAGAAACAGUUAAGAAGGCAGAGACAAGCAGAAAUACCCCUUCACUAACACUCACACGGUUGCCA
Prionailurus viverrinus (fishing cat) is the source of this 3153-nucleotide messenger RNA. It is a transcript of the gene MTCL3, whose product is annotated as SOGA family member 3. The transcript has 7 exons. NCBI's taxonomy places the organism in Eukaryota, Metazoa, Chordata, Mammalia, Carnivora, Felidae. The record is from RefSeq and is a predicted model, not a curated record. Gene Ontology annotation, biological process: regulation of autophagy. Bases 1 to 2838 code for a protein of 945 amino acids.